This is a messenger RNA of Lytechinus pictus (painted urchin), 6421 nucleotides long. Its product is annotated as KIF-binding protein-like. Bases 282 to 2075 code for a protein of 597 amino acids. Gene Ontology annotation, biological process: central nervous system projection neuron axonogenesis; neuron projection maintenance; microtubule cytoskeleton organization. The record is from RefSeq and is a predicted model, not a curated record. NCBI's taxonomy places the organism in Eukaryota, Metazoa, Echinodermata, Echinoidea, Temnopleuroida, Toxopneustidae. Gene Ontology annotation, molecular function: protein binding. The transcript has 17 exons.
AUAAGCGAGUUUGAAAACAAAACUUAUAGUUGUCAUAUUUACAGGACGAGUUUACCCUUUGGACGUGGAUGGUGUGUGUGUGUGUGUGUGUGGGGGGGGGGGGGUGUUGUCCCUGCUUAUGCAUCUUAUUUAAUUUUAUCCACCUUUAAUCCUACUGCAUCAUUGAAAACUCUACCAUAGUUAUUAAACGCGGAUGCUGAUUAUCGUGCAUUAAUUGCGUCCACGCCAGCCCAGACUCCAGAGUACUUUUGAUUUACGAAAGUCAGACAGAGCAGUUCAUCAUGUCAGAUUCACAGUUCACUGAUUUGAUUGAAAAGUAUUCAGAAGCGAGAAAACUUUCAGAAGAGGCAUCCAAGAAAGAUCCAGAAACCAAUCCCUAUAAAUCAAAGUAUCAAGCCAGGGAGUUGCUUCAUGAAAUAAGGAAAGAAUUAGAAAAUGCCAGCGAGCAGGGCGAGGAAUCCAAAGAGCUCAAGUUUCGCUUAGCACUUAUCCAGUAUCAACUAGGAGUGAACUUUUUAGAGACUGAAGAGACAUCUUCAGGCCAUGAGCACCUUAUCAAGGCUGACAGCAUUCUCAAGGAUUACAGACUAGAUUCAAGAUGUGUUACCACUGCACUCAAUACAUUGAACCAACUUGCUAUUCUCUGGUGUACUAGGAGAGAUCAUUCAAAAGCAAUGGAAUUCCUGAAGGAAGCCCAAACUGUUUUCCAAACUUUCAAGAAGGAUGUUGGCUCAUCCCCUUCUACCAUUCAUGAAUUAUUCUUACAAGAAACAGACUACCCAUCUGAUCUUGAGAGAGAAGAACAGUUUGAGAAUUGCUACACAUUGACACUUUAUUACCUAGCACAGGUGUAUGAGAAACAAGGAGAAAAGAGCUUGACUGCAAGAUACUGUCACAUGACGCUUCAAAGACAACUGAGUACUUUCCAAUACGAACCUGUAGACUGGGCUCUCAACUGUGCUACUCUAUCACAGUACUACAUCACACAAGAUGACUAUACAAAGGCAAGGCACUGUCUAGCUAGUGCAACUCGUAUAUUUUCUGAAGCAGAGAACAAGCCAAUCCCUGAAGACAUGGAAAGAGAUGAUAAAGAUGCUUGGCAGGAAAACAUCAAGAGUCAUAAAGCUAACAUCAACAGAUGCUGGAUCAAAUAUUGUAUUUCUCUUCUUCAGUAUUCCAAAGAACACGAGCUGAACGGAUCUCCUGAGAAUGCAUCUAGUACUCCCUUGUCAUCCAGUAAUGGAGGAGAAACACCCUCUAUUGACCAGGAUGAGGAGAAUGUGACAGAAGAAGACAAGCUGGUUGAUCGCUUCGAGUCCUUAGAGCUUACUUCUAUUGAAAGUCAAGUCAGAGAUGAAGUCAUUUUGACAUUUGAUGAGGCUCGAAGUGUGUUCCUAGCUGCUCAGAAGUGGAUCAAUUCUUCCAAAGAAUAUUUUGUCCUUGAUGGAUUUGUCUCAGAUCACAUAGAACUAGUCAAAGAUCACAGUCAACUCUUCAAGCUAAUAUCAUUCUUUGAGACUGACUUUGAACGACGAUGCAAGAUGCACAAGCGACGGGUAGACAUGCUGGUUGAUAUGUUAGAUGGUCUAAACAGACAACACUUUCUUACUAUAUGUAGACAACUCAUGUUUGAAUUAGCUGAAACUUACAGUGAGAUGAUGGAUUUGAAGAUAGCUCUAGCUGAGAGACAGAGGGUACCACCCACACCUAAGGUAGCCUCAAAGAUAAACUCCUUAUGCAAGCAGAGUUUGACAUAUUACAAAGAUUUCAUUGAUUCAACAGAGGACCAUGAGGGAAAAUUGCCAGAGAAGUUUGAGAGUGAUGUCCUGAGGCCUGUUUUGGUAGCUUACUUCUGUAUCGGCAGAUUAUACUCAAAGUUUGUAACACCUAGCCCUCCUGAGAGAUUAGAUUAUCUACAGCUGAGUUUGGAUAACUACAAGGCUGUAGUAGAUUACUGUGAGAAGAAUCCUGAUCAGAAAGACACAGUCAAGGAGGAACUGGAACUUUGUAGAGAGAUGACUGAACUGAUUCCACUCAGGAUGGCCAAUAUCAGAGGAGAGAUACAGAUGAGGUAGAAGAUCACUCCUGUAAUAAGCUUACUGAAAUCCUUGCAUCUGAUUGGCUCAGAGGAAAUUUGCCAGAAGGUGCUUCAUGAAUAACCUGUCCUGGUCUUGCUGUGGUGAGCUCUGUGGCUGGUAUCUCUGACAACAGAUGUAUGAUACAUGUUCCAUUCCCAUGGUUUGUGUUGAAUCAGCAAUGAUGGGAGUCAGGAGUAGGUUUGAUCAUGUGAAAGGAGUUUGUAAUAUGCCUUGGUCAUUGUUCAGUACAUAAUAUGGUUUUUAUUUUCAGCAACAAAUAUCCAUAAUCUGCCCUAACGAAAUCUGUAUUAUGAAGAGUUUCAUUCCAAAGGGAGCUAAAUCCACACAGAGAGUUUUUUUUUAAAUUCAAAUUAACCACUUGCCCUUAUCUAUUACUUUGUUUUUAUAUAUGAUAUGGCUAUCCUUUAAGAUUACUUUUGUCUCAAUUCAGAGGUUCUCCCCCUUGUCCGAGAAAACAUUUGCAUAGACUAGCAUUAGCACAAAGUUGAUUUUUGUCUGAUGAAAAAGCCCUUAUUUACAAUACUUCCCCUUUGUCUAUGUCCAGAUCAUGGUGGCCACUGUAUAUUAAGAUUCUCAUAUCAUUGUUGAGAAAAUUUUCCUUUAUGUACAGCUUGACGUGUCCGUCGCCUUCGUGAUUUGCCCUUCAACUUUCCUUGCACAUAUGGUGUUCCCUGUGCAGGAAGCUUGCCAGAGCCUCAUUUAAAGGAUCUUGAAUUAACUGUAUGUGUAUAACUAUAAGGCAUCAAAGUUAAGAAAUAAAGAAAAAAAAUUCUUGUUACAUAAUGAGAGGGUAUUGUUGUAUUCAACCUCUCUAAAAGGAGGUUCCACUGUAUUGUAUACCUUUUUUUUCUUGCGCUGACGUACACCUUCGUAAUUUGCCCUUCAACUUUUCUUGGACAUACGGUGUUCACUGUGCAGGAAGCUUGCUGGAGCCUCAGUAGAAGGGCCCUGAAUGUGUAUUACUAUAAGGAAUCCAUGCUAAAAUCCUCUCUGGCAGGUGUUGGUUCAGAGGAAGUUGAGGGGGUGGGGAAAAUCACUCCAGUCUUCCUUUGGUACUGGUACCCCCCCCCCCCACCAGCAUUGCUUGGCUUCCUGACCACCUCCUCUUAUUUUCUAUUUGAAGCUGCUGCAGUGGAAACGUUGCAUGCAUUUUUCUUCAAUUUGGGGGUGGAUGUUUUUGUUUUCACUCACUUUUUCCUCUUUGGAUGUAAAAUUUUAACUUCAGGAGGACCAUAUGCAUAUGUCCUUUUUGCCAGGCUGCUGGGGGCAUCGUUCACAUGGAUUAAAUAUGUGUCCAACAAAUACACAAACAUUGCUUUCCCAACUUUAUUCAAAUGAACAAAGUCCUUUGUAAAAAAAGAUAAUGAGUGUCAAGUUUUGAUUCCUUUGGAAUUCUUAGAUGGCCUUAGGAUGAACUGGCUAGUUUGGGACUGGUCAGAUUUGUCAAGUAAGAAUGAAGAUGACUUGCAAAUAAACACUUUCCAUAAUGAUUCAAAUGCAACCCAUCUUGGUAGAAAGUAUCAUUUAAAUCAAAGUCCUCAAAACAACUGAAGAAAAAACAGUUCAACUAAAUUGCAAAGUUUCUGAAAUUUUCAUUCAUUGUAUAUUAACGACAAUUCGUAUAAAUCUUGUCAAAUCUUUUUCGGAUUCAAAAGAUGGAUUUUCAACUUUCCGAUUGUUUUUUAAACUCUUAAUGCGGGCUUUAGAAUAGACGUGCAUACUAAUAUCAUAGGAUGGGUCCAAAUUCGAAAUCUAACUUUGCAAAUUCCACAGUAUUGAGUCUCUGAAUCACACAACUUUGCUCCUAUAAGUGAAUCCAUUGGUAUGAUGCUCUUCGUCACACUGUCUAACUCUAUAAAGUCUCUAGCUACUUGUAACUUAGAUCAUCUAGAUCUAGAGAGUAGAGUCUAGUCAAUAGACUCUAUUAAAAAUGUAGGUGAGAUUCCGAGCUUGACUUGCUGAUUUUUAUGAAUUGCAUAUGUCGCAUCUCCAAAUAGAAAGCUGUGAUGUAAUUCCAGGACUGUGAUGAAUCUAUCGAUUUCAUCGGUACCUCUCAUCUCCUGCCGACAUAUACAUAGUUUUUGUGAUCGGCCUUACAUGCUAAUUUGAAACGGUAGUAGAGUCCAGAUUUCAAACAAGACUUCACUGUCUACUUUCUUCACCAGUAGUGUACACGGCAAUGUAUUAUUAAGACUGCAUGAGAUGCCGGACUGUUGUAGAAAAUAUCUUUCAAUCAGAGUCAGUGUCUACAUCCAUCAUCUCUACACCAGCAGCCUCAUCUCCAGAAGAGGAUGAGUAUGGAUCUUGCCGAGUAACACCCCCGACUUGUCAGGUCUCCUGGACCUCUGCCCCCCUGAGUUCCACAGUCAGAUGGCAGGCAUAGGGUCAAACUGACCCUCAUCUGCACUGUGGAGCGCAAUAAGCAACUGAUCGCUCACUCGAUUUCGGAACGUAGACUUCACUAGCUUCAGUCGGCUGAAGCCUCUCUCAGCUUUGGUAGAGCUGGCGGGGAUGCUCAGAACUAUAUCCAGAAGAAGGCUCAUAUUGGGUAACUCCUCAAGACAGGGGAUGACUCCUGACGAAGGCAUGCCCAUCCUUCAAAAAAGUAUAAAUAAUAUAAAGAAAAUGAGAUGAGAUGGUCCUUGAAACAAAGAGUCAAUGCUCUCUCUGGUAACUGAAACUUUUGGGCAGAGAAAUGGCCAAGCCUUCGAUUUUUUUUCAGUGAAUGUUUUGUUAAAAAUUUACUAGUAAAUCUAUCUUAUCACACCCACAAAUAUAAGCGGAUAUCACAGGUGUUUAUCACAUGGGUUAUAUUAAGGAGAAAGGAUAAUUACAUGUCACUGAACACCCUUGCUUUGAAGAGAUCACACUCUACACUGAGUUUGGUGAUGUCCACACCUCCUGCCGUCAAACUUUGCUUGUAUUGCCUUGCUACAGUGUCGACUUCUUAUUUCCAAACUCUGCAGAAUUUCAAAGAAGCAAUGAAAUUAAAUAAUUAUGAUAACUUUUAUAUUUAACAUUUCCAGGAUGAUUAUAAAUGAAAGAACAUUUAUGAUUGGUAGUCAAAGAGCUUAUCUCUUACUUGAGUUUCAAAAGAUGUGAAAUACCCUGAAUAUCAUUUUGAAAAGAGCAACCAACAAACAGUAACAACUACUGCUCUACAAAGUACUCAUAUUGAGAUUAUACUUUAUCCAUUAUGUAGUAUGAUUAGUUUGAAAAUACACAACAUUGCCACGUAUGUUCUCUGGCCAAAAGUUGAAGCUGACUAUUUUCAUUGCAUCACAUCACGCACUCCUUCAUUGAUGUCUUGGAUACUCACUUCUAGGAUGUCUAGGAGCUGUGUGAGGCCAUUUUGUAUGACUGGUUCACCCUUCAGCUCUCCCUGAAAGUGUGUAUCAAAUCCCAGCAUGUAUGGUGUUGACUUUCUGAUUAAAUGAGUGGAUGAAUGAAAAUAAAAUGAAACUCCAUGUUGUAAAUAAAAUUCAGUGGUGUGAGUGAUAACUGAACACUAAAAUAAAGAGUGAAAAAGCUGAUGAAUAUUGAAAACAAAAUCUUAAAUGGAAAAAGUUAAAAUAAACUGAAAUUAAGAUGAAAAUCAACCCCCACUCCAAAGACAAAAACUGCAGUUAGCUUAAAAGCUGAACUCUCAUACUGCUGAUUGAUUAUACCAAAAGUAAUUGGAUUUAUAAAAUCAUAAUGGAUAACCAUCAGAUUUCCAUUUUGAUUGAGUAUGAAUGGGUUACAUAUUAUUCAAGAUGCACAAACUCUUCAUCAAUACCUUUCAUUUUACAUUUGGAGGGUAAUUGCUGUGCGUUAAUUGAUGCUGCAACAUCUGCAAGAGUUGAGGUAGACUUCUGUGCUACGAGGGACACCUUUGAUAAGACUGUGACCUCAUCGUAGAGUAAAAGAAUGUACAUGAGUACAUCCUUUCGUUCCAGGAGCUUCUGGAAACCGUUCGCCUUAGCCAAACAUAAUAUUUUAGAAGCAACAACAUUGUAUAAUAAACAAAGGCAUAGAACAGGGCCCUGGGAACUAUUUUAUUGACUGGGAGUGCUGACGUCAAUUUGACAAGCAAAAACAAAAAAACAAAAAAAAGGUUUCAUUCCAAAAUGAAGGUUAUUUCCGUCCUGAGAAAUUUCGACAAGCAAAAAGAAAAUUGAACAAAAGGGUUUCUAUAAAAAGAUGUAGGUCAUUUUGGUUACAUUUCUCCAUUUUGUCAUACCAUCCAGAAUUCAUGGGGGUAUGGAAAAUAAUACAAGCAGCUCCCCCGCUUUCCCAGGGUCAUGGCAUACGGUACAUGUACGGUUCAUUUGGCUAUCAUU